Molecule: messenger RNA, 1917 nt
Organism: Hyaloscypha bicolor E
Lineage: Eukaryota; Fungi; Ascomycota; Leotiomycetes; Helotiales; Hyaloscyphaceae
Exons: 2
Coding region: 1-1917 (638 amino acids)
Source: RefSeq, a predicted model, not a curated record
AUGUGUAGCUACGUGGUAACAGAAUAUGCCUGCAAGCACGACUUGGUCCAUUCAACCGGCCUAUGCAAAGCAAAAAAGAACGGCAUCCCCUUUCCGCAUACAGUACAAUGCGGGACCACCGAGGUGAUUCGACGAGUUGAUGGCAAAUGUGGAGUCUGUGAAGCCCACAACAAGACUGAGGCAAAGGCCAGACAGGCCGCAGCCGCAAAUGCUGGCCAUUAUGCACCGCUGUCGUGGAGAAAGAAGAUAUUGAGCUUGAGCGACAAAGUUCUUGGGGAGCACCCAGGAUCUUUCGCUCCUCUCGCCGCUGCCGGCGUCGUUAAGUAUGAGGCGAAUAUUCCCAAUCCGACUCGGGGAAGAAGAAUUCGACCAGGACCACCGAACUUGGCGGGAAGGAGACGCCCACUCAAAGUCACGGCCUUGUUAGGCCCAGGUGAUAUUCCUUCUAUCAUUAUAGAGGAACCAGAAGAGAACGAAUCCAAGGAAAAGCUUGGGAAGAGCUGGUCAAUUGGGGAUGACCUGCCAUACCAGCAGGAACCCUGUUACAUGGUGAAGACUAUCACCCUGCCGGCACCUGGCUCUCAACUCGAUACCCUACCAUCGCAGUUUCAUCCUCUGCGCCAGAAUCCGCCUGGACGCGGCAUUCAGAGACAGAGUACUCGACAGAGACAACCCAAUCCUUCGACAAUCUGUAAGGUCGAAGGAGAGACCGGACGAAAGCCAGCGACUGCUACUGCUGCUGCAACUCCUCGCCAGCAGAAACUGGCGAGAAAACCACUUCCACCACGGCCACAGGAGAAGUAUGCAAUUGAAUUGCCUUCAGAAAACACCUACCAGACGAAGCCGAACACGGCAUUUGCUACUCAGCUGAUGCCACCUCGGAAGCUACUGCCGCCAACUACGGUAAAGAAAUCCUUUGCUGAACAUGUUGCUGCCAAAGGCACGACUCACAUGCAGCCACUACCUGCAUCAGCCUCGACAUACUUUUCCGACCAGACGCAAUUCAGACAGCCGCCCUUCGCCGCACCCCCAGUCUUUUCCGCAACGGAAAUCGAUGGCAAGGCCAUGCUUCCAAAGGUCAAUCGACACUCUCGAGCCGAUGAGCAAGCAGGAGAGCUCUUCUUGGGGGGUGACUACACCACAAGGCAAUACGACCCAAAAGCGCUCGCUGCCCUGCACGGAGGAAGUCAACACAAUGCGACUACGGCCUCGACAGAGGUAAAUCGAACACCGACUAUCCUCAGCGCUGGCCCGCGAAACAGCCAACCCUAUGCCCGUGAUUAUAAGCUGAACUCCAAACUCUUCUAUCCGGAAGGCAUUCCCAGGCCAACCAAGCCCACAACGCUCGCUGGCGAGCGUUACAGCUACCACUUUUCAGCAGAAGCACCGGUAGCACGGGCACCAACUGUACUCCGUCCAGGACACCCAGACUCGACCUACGUCUCACCAACUGUAGGUCAAAUCCCCGCAUACUUCAACACCCACCCCGCUAGUCCUGAUGACAGAAAGGAACCCAACAGGCAUGCCCAGCUCUCCUUGCAGGAAGAAGAAUCCUGGCAAUGUUUCGUCUCUGCGCACCCUACCACGCCAGAGAUGAAGAUCGCAGGAGAACUGGGAUUUGACCUUGAACUCCCCAAGCUCCCCAAGCUCGAGCCGUUGAGCUUGAGCAUGCAGGGAAAGCCAAAAACAAGAAAGGAAGAAAUCAGACUGUCGUCUCGCAUCAGUCGACCAGGACUUUGUGAUUCUUAUAUCGCGAGCCCCAAGGAGCUACCAGCUGCAUCUGCCUCGAAGAUGAAGGCAGGAAGGGGUGGGGUUGAGACGGAGCUUGUUUGCACUUGGGAUCAAGGCGUCUUGAAGGCAUGUGCCUCAAUUGAGACGAUCUCUACGACGCGAUCAUAUGCCCACAAGGCGGUCUAA